AAAAUGCAAGAAGAGGAGAGAGGCAAAGAGAAAAUACAAGCAGAGAAAGAAAGAACAAAAAGAAACUUUGCUAUUAGGCUGGUACUGUCCAUUGUGAUGGGCAGUGGAUUUGCGUGUUUUAUAAAAAUGGGAAGAAUCUAUUUAAUCGCAUUGAUUAUUUUUCUGAACUGUGUGGUGUUUUAUGAGGUUCUUAAAGUAUUUUUAAGAAUCUACCCGAUAAAAAAUAUAUUAAGGUUUGCAGCGAAUUCUUCUAGAAGGGAUGCAUUGAUGCCAAGCGGGUUCUUUUGGUGCUGCUUUUUUAUGAUUUCUAUUUCUAAAUACAGCCGGAUCAUGAUAUUUCCAGGGAAGUUAGCAAUGGUACACCGGAUUGUGGUUCCCUUGCAGUUUGUGUGGAUAGGGUGGUUUGUUCUUUUAUUACGAGGCGGUGCAUACCGCAUGAAAAUAUUCCACCUGUCUAUGGUAUUAGUUGCAAUUAUUGGGCUGCUAGAAUGCACAGAAGCGGCUAUUAAUAAUGUAGACCGAAGCAUAUACUGUUUUGUAUACCCGUGCUUUUUAGUUGCAAUUAAUGAUACAUUUGCAUAUCUUAUAGGCGCGAGAUUUGGCCAGACACCACUAACUCUGCUAAGCCCUAAGAAAACAGUAGAGGGCUUUAUAGGCGGUGGUAUAUCUACGGUUUUACUCUGUGUGCCAGUAUCGUACGUUUUGAAGAUGUUCUUAUUGCACACUCCAAAACUUCAGUACACCGACUUGCUUAUUCUGAGUAUACUUGCAUCCGUUGUUGCACCAAUUGGUGGGAUACUGGCAAGUGGGUACAAGCGGGCAUUCAAAGCAAAGCACUUUAGCAGAAUUCUACCAGGGCAUGGCGGUAUAUCUGACAGAAUAGACUGCCAACUAAUCAUGCAGCUAGUUAGUAAUCUGUAUUUAUCUGGAAUAGUACGAAAGCAAACUGUAAAGGGAUUCUUAGCAGAGAUAAAGCAGCAUCUGACAGACAAAGAGCAGCUAGAUCUGGCUAGGAUGAUAGUCUUGGCGUAUAAACAAUAGAUAUAAACCAGAAAUACAGGCUAACCUAAAAGCAUUCAAACUAUAACUCUGCACAGAAUGGAUAUCAUAUUUGUGCAUAAAACCACUGCUUUACACAUAUACUAAUAAUUAUAUACACUAUGCUAGAAUAACAGAAAGUAUCAGCUUAAUUCAAUAAUAUAAGAAUAAAUAUAGAUGCACAU
Molecule: messenger RNA, 1223 nt
Organism: Nematocida parisii ERTm1
Lineage: Eukaryota; Fungi; Microsporidia
Product: phosphatidate cytidylyltransferase
Exons: 1
Coding region: 4-1041 (345 amino acids)
Cellular component (GO): endoplasmic reticulum membrane
Molecular function (GO): phosphatidate cytidylyltransferase activity
Source: RefSeq, a predicted model, not a curated record